AUGGCAACCAAUCCCCCGCCCCCGCCCCCGCCCCAGCCGGGCGUCGCACUUGACCCACAGGUCUUGGUUGGUUGGCACGACCAGCUACAAACGCGUGCACAUGGCAUCCCUUCCGGCUACACAGUCCACGAUGGUUCACAGAACCCCCGUCAAGACGGUCAAGCUUUCAUCACUGUCUAUGCAGGCGAAAAGUUCUGCCGCUAUGCAUUCAAGACCGACUUUGGUCUUACGAUCUGCCCUACUACCAGAUCUUUCACUCGCGCAGCCCUCCAUCACCACAUCGUUGGACACUUUGAGGCUGAAGAGGGCUUUCGUCCAGCAAUCAAUCCAACUGCUAACACUGGAAGCAAGCCCGACGGCACAAAGAAAGUAGGCAGGGGCGGCCGAAGCAGCAUGAGCGACAAGGUGAAGAUAAGCGGCAAAUCUGUGGCGUCGUCGAGUACUUCUGAUGACAGCGGUUUCACUCAGAAGGACAUCGAGGAACAAGCAAAACAAUGGCGCGAAUACAAGGCACGCUUGGAGGCAGAGCAGCAUUCUAAGCAAGGUAGAGGUGCUGAUCAUACACCCAAGUCUCCUAAGUCGUCGGAGAUCGACCUUGCCAUUCAGGCUGUUCAAGACCUCAAGGACAAGAGAAAGGCAGAAGAGGGCAAGGUUACGGCAUUGAAGACGGACGUAAUCCCUAUUAACGACAGGAUCAAAGAGAUCCAGUCAGAAAUUGAAAGAGUCUCGGCUGCAUGCGACGUCGCCCAACAGGAACAGGACGCUGUGGAUCGCGAGCAUGCUCAGCUUUUUGACGAAGAGGUCUAUGAGAAGGCAGUCGAGAACACCACGAAGGUCGGUGGCCCUUUGCUCAUCCUUAGACCGGAGCUUGAGAUCCGACAGAAGGAGCUGGGAGUUCUUGAGGCAGCGAUUGAACUCGCUCAAAAGGCCGUGGCGGAGCACGCGGUGCAGGUCAAGGGGGCCGAGGAGCAUCUACUUGCUCUCCAGUCCGACAAAUCUCCCAAAUCUCCCAAGGUUGCAGUCACCAAUCCGUCGCUUAAGGGACCUAAGAGACGUCAGGGAUCUAAGGUACAACAGAAGACUACUUCCAAACAGGAAAUGGCCGCGACUGAGGUUUUCGACCAGCCAGCCGUAGUCGAAAAGGGCCUCAAGAAGAACAAGUGUUGCGAGACUUGUGUUCAGGAGUGUGGUCGUAAGCCUAGCCAGCGCUGCGCUGGUGAUCACGAGGAUUGCGCACUGAGCAAGAUCAUGGGAGGCCCAUACACUGUGCCUGGUGAAGAUGUUCCCCACACUAAGGAAGUCUAUAACCACCCAUCCCUCCACGGAUGA
Messenger RNA from Colletotrichum costaricense, 1329 nucleotides. RefSeq lists its product as uncharacterized. The transcript has 12 exons. Bases 1 to 1329 code for a protein of 442 amino acids. NCBI's taxonomy places the organism in Eukaryota, Fungi, Ascomycota, Sordariomycetes, Glomerellales, Glomerellaceae. The record is from RefSeq and is a predicted model, not a curated record.